UGACCCCCUCCCAGCACAGGGUCUGUGUGGAACUGAAGGAUUAGUACAGGGACACUUCUGAGAAGUAAAACCACACUAAGUGGAUACCGCACUCUGCACUUUGGAUUCUGACUCCCAGCACACUCACUGAAACAAUAUUGCUGUCAGAAGCAGAGAGUCCCUGGAAAAGACACCAGUGAUGAACACACCUGUCGUUUUGCCUCUUCUCUUGGUUACCGUCCAAGUCUCGCUGUCAACCUCCUCCUCCUCAGAUGGCAGCACAUUCAAAAAACAAUUGGAAAGCCAGAAUGAAAAAAAGAUUCUUUUGGAAAUGGCCAAGCAGAACAUUCUGAACAAACUACAUCUGAAGAAAAGGCCUAAGAUUUCACACACCAUCUCCAGGGAAGCUUUGGCCCAGGGAUUGCUAAGGCUGAAUAUUAGGUCACAUGAGGACUUACUGUCCAGUAUAGAACAGGAUGACGUAUUGGACAGUGAUCAAGAUUAUGAAGUCAUCAGUUUUGCAGACGUAGAACACACUCAAGCUUCUCAGACAACUCUGCACUUUCACCUUUCUACUGAAAAAGGCACAUACCGUGAAAUCCAUAAUGCAGCCUUGUGGCUCUAUCUUCAAUCAGAUCGUAAGAAGAAGAUAGCCAUUGGUAUCGCAACAUCUCUCUCAAACGAAAAGUCAUCAACUGAAAUGAUUUAUAGAGAAAUUGUAAGAAGUGGCUGGUACACUGUCCCGCUGCCCAUGCUCACUGAGGCAGCAUUUAGGGAUGGAGAAGAGAAUAUAGAUCUAUAUCUGUAGUGUAUUGAUUGCACUGGCCAACCAGUGAUCGGAAAUAUAAGUGAUGCUCAACGCCCAUUUCUGGUGGUGAAAGCUCACAACCAGAGAGAAGAGCAUCGUUUCCGCAGGCACAUUACAGAAUGCAAUAGUGAUGUAGAUAUGUGUUGCAGAAAGAACUUUUAUAUUGAUUUUAAGGAGAUUGGCUGGAGUGAGUGGAUUAUUAGUCCAGAGGGUUACAACAUGAAUUACUGUGAAGGUAGAUGCCCUGUUCAUUUAGCCAGGGUUCCUGGCAUUGCAGCAUCUAGCCAUACAGCCAUCCUUAGCCUUAUCAAAGCCAACAACUUGUAUGCAAGCUCCAGCUCCUGCUGUGUACCUACAAAGUGAAGGCCUCUCUCUCUGCUGUAUUUUGACAUGUAUAACACCAUAGUUAAAACAGAUAUUCCUGAUAUGAUCGUUGAGAGCUGUGGUUGCACUUAGUGUAUACACUUUUCACUUUAUCCCAGAGUCUGUCUAUGAAAUUUUACUUAACGUACAAAUUAAGAACAGUUGUAUAGAGAGUUAUUCUCCAUCUUCAUGUUUCUCUGUACCCAAAGAUGGAGAACAUUAUGGAAAAUAUACAUUUUAGCACA
Molecule: messenger RNA, 1395 nt
Organism: Xenopus laevis (African clawed frog)
Lineage: Eukaryota; Metazoa; Chordata; Amphibia; Anura; Pipidae
Gene: inhbc.2.S
Product: inhibin, beta C, gene 2 S homeolog
Exons: 4
Coding region: 179-787 (202 amino acids)
Source: RefSeq, a predicted model, not a curated record